Molecule: messenger RNA, 2442 nt
Organism: Paramormyrops kingsleyae
Lineage: Eukaryota; Metazoa; Chordata; Actinopteri; Osteoglossiformes; Mormyridae
Product: 2-oxoisovalerate dehydrogenase subunit alpha, mitochondrial-like
Biological process (GO): branched-chain amino acid catabolic process
Cellular component (GO): oxoglutarate dehydrogenase complex
Molecular function (GO): oxidoreductase activity, acting on the aldehyde or oxo group of donors, disulfide as acceptor
Source: RefSeq, a predicted model, not a curated record
GACGCACGAAGUCUACAGAUAGGCUGGGUAUAGAAAAUGCCGCAGGACAUGUCCACACACGCGUAUAUGUAAGACAGAAUAUUCUAUAAAGGAAAGCAGGUUCUAAAACCUGUCUGAGAUAAAAGGCCCGAGGUUUCAGACCACCCAGUCAGUACAGGAAUUUCCGCAUGACAUGUGAUGCGCCGACGGGGAUAGACUGAGUGAAUAUGGCGGCUUUGCGGGGACUGUACAGAACCGGGCUCGGUGCGCUCUGCCGAAGAAAAGGCUACCAGGGCUUCGGAGUCACUCACUAUCGGCCUUUCAGAGUUAAUGGAGCCCUUCAUCAGCAGCCGUUUGACUCUCUGGAGGAGAAGCCGCAGUUUCCCGGAGCUUCGGCCGAGUUCGUCGAUCGCCUGGAGUUCAUUCAGCCCAAUGUGAUCUCUGGCAUCCCCGUGUACAGGGUGAUGGACAGACAGGGUCAGAUUAUCAACCAGGCCGAGGACCCCAAGCUCUCGAAAGAGAUGGUGCUGAACUGCUAUAAAAAGAUGACGCUCCUGAACACGAUGGACCGCAUUCUGUAUGAGUCUCAGCGGCAGGGCCGCAUCUCGUUCUACAUGACAAACUACGGUGAAGAGGGCACUCACGUCGGCAGCGCCGCAGCUCUCGAGCCUAACGACAUCAUCUUUGGCCAGUACAGAGAAGCAGGUGUGCUGAUGUACCGUGGCUUCCCCCUGGACCUGUUCAUGGCGCAGUGUUAUGCCAACGCUGACGAUCUGGGCAAAGGCCGCCAGAUGCCUGUGCAUUAUGGCAGCAAAGACCUCAACUUUGUCACCAUCUCGUCUCCUCUGGCCACCCAGAUCCCCCAAGCGGCGGGGGCAGCCUACGCUGUGAAGAGAGAGAACUCCAACCGUGUCGUCAUCUGCUUCUUUGGGGAGGGGGCGGCCAGUGAGGGAGAUGCCCAUGCAGGCUUCAACUUCUCCGCAACCUUGGAGUGUCCCAUCAUCUUCUUCUGCCGCAACAAUGGCUAUGCCAUCUCCACCCCCACCAAUGAGCAGUACCGGGGCGACGGCAUUGCUGCCCGGGGCCCAGGGUACGGCAUGAUGUCCAUCCGUGUCGAUGGCAAUGACGUGUUUGCCGUGUACAACGCCACUAAGGAGGCUCGCCGCAGGGCCAUCGCAGAGAACCAGCCCUUCCUCAUCGAAGCCAUGACUUACAGGAUCGGCCAUCACAGCACCAGUGACGACAGCUCAGCCUACCGAUCGGUAGACGAAGUCAACUACUGGGACAAGCAGGACCACCCCAUUUCACGGCUGCGCCACUACAUGACGGCGCGCGGCUGGUGGGGUGAGGAGGAGGAGAAGACCUGGAGGAAGCAGUCGCGCAAGCAUGUCAUGGAGGCCUUCGAGAGGGCCGAGAAGCGACACAAGCCGCGCCUGGACCUCCUGUUCUCUGACGUAUACCAGGAGAUGACCCCCAACAUAGAGAAGCAGAAGGAGGCCAUGUGGAACCACCUAAAGCAUUACAAAGAGCAGUACCCUCUAGACCUCUACGAUAAGUAACUCAUGGGUGAUGUGAGGCCAGAUGAGGGUCACAUGGAUGAAGGGAAGGGUAUAGAAAUGGUACACGUUACAAGAAUGUUACAAGAAAUCAAGGUUACUUAUAGCACUAAUAUUUAUAAACAUAUGGAAUAUUUUUAUAUGUGUAUGCAUAGGGAGUGUUGAAAAUAUUCUUAUCUGCUAAAGUGAAGGCUUCUGUCACUCACUGCUUAAUAAUGCCUAGUUGCUUCCUCUUAACAUUUAGUUUUGAGCUGGUAGCUAAACUAGGGUCUGUAGCAGUCACUGGUUGCUCAGUACAAAUGUAUUUAUAUGCUGUGUUAUGGUUUUGAUCCUCAUUUGAAAUAUCCGAUUUUAAUGUGACAUUAGAUGGCGCACAACACCUAUGAUCGGGGAAAGUAAAAUUAAAUUUCAAAUAUAUAUUUAAUCAUAAAAACAUUUUACUGAUGGAGCACUGUUGCUCCAUAUGCACAUUCCUAAUGGUAGCACAUGAUUUUUGAGCAUGCUGUUACAGUAAUGUAGCUGGAAACUGUGAAUUUAUCCAGGAAGUGGAUGUUACUAGUAGCUGUUGUUUUAUACGUUACAUAAUACUGUAGCACAUCCAAACACGAGUCAGAUAUGGAAGGCAAAGCUUUUCCCCACAUUAUAUUGAAAUCAAGGCUUUUGUUUUUAUUUAUUUUAAGGUUUGUAUAGACAUAAGUGUUACCAAUCAGUAGAAGAAUAUAUUUAGAAUUUGAAUAUUCAAUUGUUGUGUGCGUUGUAACUGGGUUUGAUCAGAACUGAAUAAGACACUGAUUUAAGUUUGUGUAAAAUCUGUAAGUUAAAUGCCAUGCUAAAAAUGCCACUAACUCAUAUUGAGAUUAUUUUGGGGAGGCUGUCACAUUCGUGUUUAAUAAAAGUGGUUACGGCA